Molecule: messenger RNA, 1559 nt
Organism: Gopherus evgoodei (Goodes thornscrub tortoise)
Lineage: Eukaryota; Metazoa; Chordata; Testudines; Testudinidae
Gene: CPVL
Product: carboxypeptidase vitellogenic like
Exons: 13
Coding region: 1-1419 (472 amino acids)
Biological process (GO): proteolysis
Molecular function (GO): serine-type carboxypeptidase activity
Source: RefSeq, a predicted model, not a curated record
AUGCCCCUGCGGGCACCAUGGCAUCCGUGGGCACUGCGUUGUGGACCCCUGCUAGAGAGAGUGCAGAGAACUCCCAGGGAUCCGCUGUUCCACACCAUCAAGAGGAGACCCGGGGAGCCACUCUUCCUUACCCCUUAUAUUGAAAGUGGGAGACUUGAGGAAGGAAGGCAGUUAAGUUUGGUUGGGCCUCUCCAAGGAGUAAAUGUGAAGAGUUACUCUGGCUAUCUCACAGUGAACAAGACUCACAACAGCAAUCUCUUCUUCUGGUUCUUCCCUGCUGAGGUGCAGCCAGAGGAUGCCCCGGUCCUUCUUUGGCUCCAAGGUGGACCAGGAGGAUCAUCAAUGUUUGGGCUUUUUGUUGAACAUGGCCCAUAUGUUGUCGACAGGAAUCUCAGAUUAUAUAAACGGAAGUUUUCUUGGACAUCUAAAUUUUCCAUGCUUUACAUUGACAACCCAGUUGGGACUGGCUUUAGUUUUACCGAUGAUACGGGAUAUGCAGUAAACCAAGAUGAUGUAGGAAGAGAUUUAUACAGUGCACUCAUCCAGUUUUUCCAGCUAUUUCCAGACUAUCAGAAAAAUGACUUCUAUAUUACAGGAGAAUCUUAUGCAGGAAAGAAUGUGCCUGCUAUUGGCUACUACAUCCAUACCCAUAGUUCCAAAGCCAAAGUUAAGAUCAACUUCAAAGGAGUUGCUAUUGGUGAUGGUUUCUGUGACCCUGAAAUGAUGCUGGGUGGCUAUGCACAAUUCUUGUACCAAAUUGGCUUGGUGGAUGAGAAGCAGAGGGAGUAUGUCCAGCAGCAGACUGACCUGGGAGUAAUUUAUAUCCAGCAGAAGAAGUGGAUGAAAGCCUUUGAAAUAUUUGAUACUCUAUUGAAUGGUGAUGAAACAAGUUCUUCCUACACUCAGAAUGUUACAGGAUGUAGCAACUACAUUAACUUUUUGCAGUGCCAGGAGCCUGCUGACCAGGAAUAUUUUGGAGCAUUUUUAUCACUCUCAGAAGUGAGGAAAGCUAUCCAUGUGGGAAAUCUUACCUUUCAUGAUGGGUCUACAGUUGAGAAGCAUUUGCUUGAAGAUGUAAUGAAGACAGUAAAGCCAUGGUUGGCUGUAAUUAUGGAUAACUAUAGGGUUCUGUCAUACAAUGGGCAGCUUGAUAUCAUAGUAGCAGCUCCACUGACGGAACGCUUUCUGCCUACUGUGCCAUGGAGCAAGGUGGAAGAAUACAAAAGUGCUGAAAGACUCAUAUGGAGGAUCCAUCCCCUUGACAAGGAGGUGGCUGGUUAUGUGCGCCAAGUUGGUGAAUUCUAUCAGGUAAUUGUUCGAGGUGGAGGACAUAUUUUACCUUAUGACCAACCUGAAAGAUCAUUGGACAUGAUGGACAGAUUUAUCUCUGGAGAAGGAUGGAAGACAAAUGGAUUCUAAAAUAAAACUUAAAAUGCAGUGUAUAUGUACUACCUUGCCAAAUGCUUCAGAAAUAAUUUGAAGGUACUGUAUUGAAAAUAUUGCCUUAUGGAAAAAUCAUGAAAUUGAGGAUAAGAGUAAUAAAAUGGAUAUAAAUGUUC